Molecule: messenger RNA, 234 nt
Organism: Funneliformis geosporum
Lineage: Eukaryota; Fungi; Glomeromycota; Glomeromycetes; Glomerales; Glomeraceae
Source: the annotation of a GenBank genome assembly
AUGAAUAAUUCCGAUUUCAAUGAAAUCGAUAUUAGAAAAUUCCGAGAUAAAGAACUUACCGGUAAAGCUUUUCUUCACCUUACUGAGGAAAAGUUAACUUGUAAAGAUGGUCUUAACGAACUUAGCCCAAGUCCUGCUGAAGGAAUCAUGGAACUAGUCGAAGAACUUAACAAAAACCUAGUGAAAGAUGAAGUCAUUGAAGUUGAGCCACUAACAAAGUUCAGAAAAAAAUAA